AUGGCCAGAGCGCCGCUCCUCUGCCUGCUGCUGCUGCUGGCAGCCGGCGCGCUGGGCUCGCCGCACGAGCGCGGCCUCAUCUUCAACCUGGACACGGGGGAGCUCUGCGUGCAGAGCGCCCAGUGCAAGAGCGGCUGCUGCCACCGUGACAGUGGGCUGAGCCUGGCGCGCUGCAUGCCCAAGGCAGCCGAGACGCAGGAGUGCUCGCCCAAGACCAUCUACGGCGUCUACUACAAGUGUCCCUGCGAGAGCGGCCUGAAGUGCGAAGCUGACAAGAGCAUCGUGGGCGCCAUCACCAACACCAACUACGGCAUCUGCGAGGACCCGCGGGGCCGCGCAGCGCUCAACCCCCACCAGUAA
Molecule: messenger RNA, 360 nt
Organism: Nothoprocta perdicaria
Lineage: Eukaryota; Metazoa; Chordata; Aves; Tinamiformes; Tinamidae
Gene: CLPS
Product: colipase
Exons: 3
Coding region: 1-360 (119 amino acids)
Biological process (GO): digestion; lipid catabolic process; positive regulation of catalytic activity
Cellular component (GO): extracellular region
Molecular function (GO): enzyme activator activity; lipase binding
Source: RefSeq, a predicted model, not a curated record